UGGCACUAUGGUGAAUUCCUUGCAUGCCUUUGGGCUGGCCAUUGGCUGGAUGGACAUUCUGGGAGUCCUUGUCUUCGAACUGAUGAUCUUCUACUUGAUGCGUAGUCGCGCGGCCCAAGAGGCCCCCAACGAUGCCGAGGUGCCGCCAGAUGAAGGCGUUGUUAGGCAACAAAGAAAGCACCUGACAGGAUUAUUUGGCCCCAGAUACUUGAAGGAUUCAACAAAGACUUGGGUAUUCUGGGCAUAUUUGUUUCUAUUGAAUGUUUGGAUUGUGGUGACAUUCCUUAUGAUAGCAGGCAUUACAUGGCACAAGCCGGAGCUAAUGAUAUGCUGGCUGGUUUGGUGCGUCGGUGGCAUAUUCCUGGAUGUUUUCUUUGUGCUUUGGUGGUGCAUCGAGCUGUGUGCGGGCGACGCCAUUGAGGCCCUGACCAACAUUAUUAUCUCUCUGCUGACCAUGAUUAUUGAGUUUGGGUUCAUAUUUGUGAUUUUUACCAUCUACACGAACUUGUCGAACGCGCCUGAUGAGAAUGUCAAGGAUUCUGGCCUAUUUUUGAUCGUGAAAAAUGCCAUGGAUCCCAGCCAGUGGAUACGUAUAUUGUUUGCUUAGCGCACUUACAAAUACCAUCUACCACUGGGAAGGACUCCAUUAGAAGGCCUGUACAUUACUAUUCCAUCCAGAAAUCAACUAUAGUCUUUUCAAUUGCGAAACUCUCUUUGAAAUAUAAA
Drosophila persimilis is the source of this 726-nucleotide messenger RNA. RefSeq lists its product as uncharacterized. Bases 8 to 607 code for a protein of 199 amino acids. The transcript is spliced from 4 exons. The record is from RefSeq and is a predicted model, not a curated record. Lineage: Eukaryota; Metazoa; Arthropoda; Insecta; Diptera; Drosophilidae.